AAACCUGACGAAAUUGUCGCUGAUAUUCAGUCACAUGCUCGCCGAGCUCAAAGCCAUCUUUCCCAACGGCCUGUUUCAAGGGGAUAACUUCAGAAUCACCAAAGCGGAUGCCGCAGAGUUCUGGAGAAGAUCGUUUGGGGACAAGACCAUCGUGCCUUGGAAGGUGUUCCGGCAGGCCCUGCAUGAGUUUCACCCCAUCAGCUCAGGCCUGGAGGCCAUGGCUCUCAAAUCCACCAUCGACCUCACCUGCAACGACUACAUCUCCGUCUUUGAGUUCGACAUCUUCACCAGGCUUUUCCAGCCAUGGUCAUCACUGCUAAGAAACUGGAACAGCCUGGCAGUGACUCAUCCGGGCUACAUGGCCUUUCUCACCUAUGAUGAAGUUAAAGCUCGUCUGCAAAAAUUCAUCCACAAGCCCGGCAGCUAUAUUUUCAGGCUGAGCUGUACGCGGCUCGGCCAGUGGGCUAUUGGUUACGUCACAGCUGAUGGGAAUAUCUUGCAGACCAUUCCUCAUAACAAACCCCUCUUCCAGGCCCUCAUCGAUGGCUUUAGGGAAGGAUUCUACCUUUUCCCUGAUGGCCGCACACAGAACCCUGACCUCACAGGGCUGUGUGAGCCCUCGCCUCAAGACCAUAUCAAAGUCACACAGGAGCAAUAUGAGCUCUACUGUGAGAUGGGCUCUACUUUCCAGCUGUGUAAGAUCUGUGCUGAGAAUGACAAGGAUGUGAAGAUUGAGCCCUGCGGCCACCUCAUGUGCACUUCCUGUCUCACAGCCUGGCAGGAGUCAGAAGGCCAGGGCUGCCCGUUCUGUCGCUGUGAAAUUAAGGGCACCGAACCCAUCGUCGUUGACCCCUUCGAUCCCAAGGACCCCAAUAGUGGAGCCUCCUACGGAGGCUGCAGGAGCAUGUUUGGGGCCGAGGGAGCCCCUUCGCCCAGCUACGAUGAUGACGAUGAUGAUCGCUUGGAGGACUCUCCUUUCAUGAUUAGCAAGCUGGUUGGUGCUAAAGUGGAGAGGCCGCCCUCACCGCUGUCAGCUGCCCCUCAGCCCGUCGUUCCCCCAGUACCUCCUCGGCUGGAUCUGCUUCCUCUCAGACCCACUAACCCUCCCGGGGCCUCUAGUCCAGGCGCCACAUCCAAGGCCCCAUCCCAUCACAAGGACAAGCCGUUACCGCUUCCCCCGUCCCUUAGGGACCUGCCUCCUCCUCCUCCCCCAGACCGACCACACCCAACCGGAUCAGACAACUGGCUCCCGAGACGCCCUCUUCCCAGUACGCCUGGAGAACCUCCUCGGGACAAACUGCCUCCUGCCCCACCUAACCGCAACAUGCCGGACUGGAACUCCCGGCCCGUACCCAAAGCUCCAUCACAGCCACCAGCAAGCGGAGACUCACGUGGGUCUCGAGAACUCUCAAACAGACACUCUCUGCCUCUCCAACUGCCCUCCACGCUCGACGCCAGAGCAGAAGGCCAGAGGAACAACGGCCCCCCCAGCCUCGACCACCAGCUGAGUUUCGGAUCAUCCAAUCCUGGGUCAGAUUACGACAGCCCGAAAGUAAAGCCAUCUGCCUCUGCUAAUGCCAUCUAUUCCUUGGCAGUCAGGCCUCUCCCAGCAGUCAAAUCUCAGACCGGGGAGGACACCUGUGAGAACGAUGAGGAGUCUGAGUACAUGACUCCUUCCUCUCGGCCAGUGCUGCCCUCUGCUGCAGGGGAAGCUGUGCCUAGACCACCUCCUCCACUUUCUCUCAGUCCCAGGAGUAUGCUCAAUGAAAUGGAGUCAGAAAGCCCACAGAUGUACGAAGCUAUGUACAACAUCCAAGCCCAGGCCCUUACUGCCUCUGCACCACAUCAGGCCAGAGACUCAGAUUACUCUGAAUUGCCUCCUUUGACCUGCUCUAAUGGCCCGAGGGAUCCUGUUGAUGCAUGUGGUGUGGAGGAAGAGGAGAACAGCUAUGACUAUCCCAAGCCCCAUAUACCCACCAACCUCGCCCGACGCACGCUUUCAGAUAUUAACCCUACAUCCUCAGCCUUCAGCCGCCUUUCCAUGGACAGCGAGCUUGGAGCGUCAGCAACAGUCAUGGACCCCAAUGAAGCCCCUGAGCGGCCUCCUAAGCCUCUUCCCCGUCGUAUCAACUCAGAUCGCAGGCCCAGCCCGGUUCCCCCCGGAGCGAGCCCAGGGCCCAGCCAGCAGAUCAGCAGUGAGAUCGAGCACCUCUUGAGCCAGGGCUACUCCCAUCAGGACAUCCAAAAAGCCCUUAUGAUUGCACAGAACAAUAUCGAGAUGGCCAAGAACAUCCUGAGGGAGUUUGUGUCCAUCCCUUCUACUGCACAUAUCUUAACAUAGCGAAACUUCUCCGAGCAUCCAGCCGCGGCCCGGCCACGCUCGUCACGCAUUUGUCUAGACUCCAGAAGAACAGAGCGCAACUUUGCUCUCUAGCUCUAGUGACGGCGAGAGACAGUUUCUCCGUAACACUUCUCGGAUUCUCUGUCCUCCUUCGUGUGCGUGGAAGAGCGAGGGGUCCGUUGCGGCUGCUUCUUCAGCCUGAAGGCAACGCAUGUCCCCUAAGGACAAAAA
This is a messenger RNA of Sinocyclocheilus rhinocerous, 2572 nucleotides long. RefSeq names its product E3 ubiquitin-protein ligase CBL. Bases 35 to 2341 code for a protein of 768 amino acids. The transcript has 14 exons. Gene Ontology annotation, cellular component: membrane raft; plasma membrane. Lineage: Eukaryota; Metazoa; Chordata; Actinopteri; Cypriniformes; Cyprinidae. The record is from RefSeq and is a predicted model, not a curated record. Gene Ontology annotation, molecular function: ubiquitin protein ligase activity; calcium ion binding; SH3 domain binding. Gene Ontology annotation, biological process: signal transduction; negative regulation of epidermal growth factor-activated receptor activity.